AUGUCGCAGUACCCGCCCCCGCCGACCGCCGAUCAGCAGCAUUAUGCGCCCAUCUACCCCGCCGCCGCCAGCGCGCAGCUGAUCGAGGCCGCCGCUCAAGGACAGCCGCAGCCGCCCGAGGGCUUCAACUUCAGCCCGCCCACGAGCCAGUCGUUAUACGCAAAGAUCGAACCGAGCUUCACCGACCCCAAUCAGAACCAGGGACCGCCUCACGAUGGCGGCUACCCGGGUAACGGAGUGCACGUCGACCAGCAGCAUCACCCCAUGUCCAUGCCGCCGCCUCCCCCACCCCCGGGCGUAGCGAGCGUUGGUCCGGACGGCCAGCCGCAAAAGGCGAAUCGGUUACGGAAAGCCUGCGACUCCUGCAGCAUACGGAAAGUUAAGUGUGACGAGUCUGGUCCGCCGUGUCGCGCUUGCGCCGCGCUCGAUAUUCCUUGCACCUUCGACCGUCCGAGCCGCCGGCGAGGCCCCCCGAACCGCCAUGCCGAGGCCAUCAAGAAGCGCCGCCUUGAGGGCUCUCCGAACAACAUGUCUCCGAGCUCACCGUCGUCUCCGACGAACGCGGCGCACGCUCUGGCGGCCCUGUCGUCCCAUCCUCCCCUGUCUGCAGAGUCGAUUGCUCCUCUGGACACCAUUGAGCACUUCAUCAACGACUAUUUCACCUACAUCCACCCGCUCUGCCCCUUCCCCCACGAACCGAGCUUCCGCGAGUCGUUUAGGAGACGUGAAGACUACAACAACCGACCGUUCCUGGCAUUGCUGGCGUCAAUGAUAGCAGCGCUCGUUUCGUCAUUCCCCCGGAAACCCCGCCUCGUGCUGAAGGCCCAGGGCCGGCAGAGCCUGUUUCCGAACCACAUGAGCCUCAUUGCCCGGUGUCAGCAAGUGUGCGCCGCCGCGAGAGGGCCUGCUCUGCUCGAGCGUGACGAUCUGACCGUGUACGAUGCGGCAACGAGCUACCUUGUUGGCCUGUCUCACGCCUACAUUUUCCGCUGGCGGCCAGCACGCCUCUACUUCGCCGAGGCGCUGUCCAUCAUAAGAGCGCUGGGCCUGCACGAUGCGAAGUCUGAGUUCUACAGGCCGCAAGGUAAUGCUAACGGCGAGUCGUCCCGAGACGGCGUUCAGCAGCUCGGUCCCGACUACAUCACGCUCGAAAUGGGAAGGAGGAUCUUUUGGACCACGUUUGUCAGUUGGCGUUCGAUGGCGCAAUCCGGCUCCAUCCACGAUGAACUUGUAAUUCUGCCAGAAACUCCUGGCAAGCCCUACCCACCGCUGCCCAUGGAGGUCGACGACCUCUACAUCUACCCCAAUCACAUCGAGGCCCAGCCCUCCGGUGUCGUCCCUGAGCUCGUCGGCUUCAACGCCAACGUGAAGGUGUACCAGUCGUACACCACGCUCGCGACAACAGAGCUCACCUACGGUAUCAACGAGGUCUUCGACUGGGAGAGGCAAAGCAAGGUCCUCGAUCAGAGUCUGCGGAGUUCCAAGCGUGUCCUGGAAGAGCUGCCGCCGGAGCUAUCGGUGUGGCUGGAAGGGUCGCAGGAAAACCAGGCUCCGAACAUGUUUGCGCCAGGCCAAGAACUGCAGGGUAGGGAGCCGCUCAUGCUCCUUGCGUUGAACGGCUCGGAGCAGAGCCCGGAGGACAAGCGCAAGACGCAAUACGAGAUCCAGAAGGCAAACAUUUACCUCAGCCAGCUGGCCACGCGGUCGUACAUCACGGAGAGAUACUUUAACAUGCGCGACAUCAACAACAACAUGAAGGCGCAGAAUCAGGAGCAGAGCUCGCCUGCUGUGGGAGCAGCUGGUCUCGACUCGAUGCUGCAGCAGGAACCGAGUCCCAAUUACGAUGCGCUCGAUCAGGAGAUGACUACGGAAAAGGACAAGAUCGUCAAGGACCUGCUGCGGGUGCUGCAGAGCAUCAGUCAGGUGCACAUGGAGCCGAAUGCGGACAGUUUUACACACAAGGUGCGGCAGAUCGUGUCGACGCUGCUCAACGAGCCGCAGGACCGCAAGAGCAGCGUUGCUCUGCAGGCGGAGCAGUACCUGCACCACUUCCUCGAGAUCCUGGUUAGGCUCGAUCGCGCGAGGCCCACAAACCCGCAGAACCCGGAUGCGCCCGAGGAUGAGGAGGCAGAGCUGAAGAACUGGGCGGACCUGAGAGAGUACCAAGUCAAGAUCGCGCAGGCUGGCGGCGCCUUGUCCCUGCAGGGGAACGCUUGA
This is a messenger RNA of Lasiodiplodia theobromae, 2217 nucleotides long. RefSeq names its product Zn 2cys6 transcription factor protein. Gene Ontology annotation, molecular function: sequence-specific DNA binding; DNA-binding transcription factor activity, RNA polymerase II-specific; zinc ion binding. The record is from RefSeq and is a predicted model, not a curated record. Bases 1 to 2217 code for a protein of 738 amino acids. Lineage: Eukaryota; Fungi; Ascomycota; Dothideomycetes; Botryosphaeriales; Botryosphaeriaceae. Gene Ontology annotation, biological process: DNA-templated transcription; positive regulation of transcription by RNA polymerase II. The transcript is spliced from 3 exons. Gene Ontology annotation, cellular component: nucleus.